AUGGAGUUGAGUAUAGCUAGCCACGGAGGAAAGCAUGAGUCUGUCAUGGAACAUAGAAAGGAGAAAAUCUUUGGACAAAAGACAAAUAAGCCUGUCAAGAAGCCUGCCAAAGAAGCAAUGACAAUCAACACUGUCCCUGUCAAAAUCUCCACUCGAGAUAAGAAGAAGGAAGUCAAAAGGAUGGAGCUAUCCCGAGAGGUGGAUAGAUGUCAACGCACUUUGAAAGAGGUGGAGGAAAAAAAAUGUAAGCGGCCUAAGGAGAUAAACCGGUUUAACGACCCCAAGUUUUGCAAAUACCACCGAAUUGUCAACCAUCUAGUAGAGAAGUGCUUCUUGUUGAAGGAGCUAAUUAUGAACUUAGCUAGGCAAGGAAGGAUUGAGUUGGACGUUGACGAAAUCGCAGAUGUGAACGUUGCCACAAUUGUGUUUGGAUCCUUUGAUCCGGUGCCGCUGCCCGCAUUGUCUUAA
Messenger RNA from Prunus armeniaca (apricot), 468 nucleotides. The record is from the annotation of a GenBank genome assembly. NCBI's taxonomy places the organism in Eukaryota, Viridiplantae, Streptophyta, Magnoliopsida, Rosales, Rosaceae.